AUGAAGAAUAUAAAUAUCGAUUAUCAUGGCGAUUAUGGGGAGCCGAGUAGUAGUGAAUACUAUGGUGGUUUUGAUGCUGCCACCAGUGGUAGAAGUAAGAAUGACAAGAAUUGGGAGAACUGGGAGCGCAUAAGAGAACAAAAAUUAGAGAAAAUGAAAAAUAUUUGCUUUGAAAGUUACCGUCAAUCGAAACGAGAUCGAAUGCAACAGGCUAAACCGAAACCGAAACAACUCGACCCAUCGUGGUACACAGACAAUAUUUAUUCAAAUCGUUCAGAGGAUCUUGAGGAGGACUAUGUUACCGUCAUCGACACCUCUGAUCCAGAUUGGUGGCAAGGUAAACUACUGGGCCGCGUGGGUUACUUUCCAUCCAAAUAUUGUGUACGACUGAACGCCAAUGAGAAACCGUUACAAGUUACACAUAAUUUGCAAGUGUCAGAUGGUGAGCGAGGAGAAAACAUGACGCUCCUCAGAGAUCAAAUCGUUAUACAGACUGGCGAUGAGGUCAACGGUAUGGUGAUGGUACGCUCUGCAGACAAUCGUCAGGGAUACUGUCCCGUCAAGUACCUGCAAGAGGUGUGA
Rhagoletis pomonella (apple maggot) is the source of this 582-nucleotide messenger RNA. Its product is annotated as SH3 and cysteine-rich domain-containing protein 3-like. NCBI's taxonomy places the organism in Eukaryota, Metazoa, Arthropoda, Insecta, Diptera, Tephritidae. The record is from RefSeq and is a predicted model, not a curated record. Bases 1 to 582 code for a protein of 193 amino acids. Gene Ontology annotation, molecular function: protein binding. The transcript has 3 exons. Gene Ontology annotation, biological process: positive regulation of voltage-gated calcium channel activity; skeletal muscle contraction; positive regulation of protein localization to plasma membrane. Gene Ontology annotation, cellular component: extrinsic component of cytoplasmic side of plasma membrane.